UGUGCAUCUUCCCGGACAUCUCCCCUCAGACCCAUUGUGAUCCAUGUUACCGCCGCCUGAGAUCGUGGAUUUCGAUCUACCUUCUGAUGCCACUGGUGGUCCUCUUUUCCUUCCUGUCUCAUCUUAUUGGUCCAGCAUUACAUCUUGACACUGCCAAUCAUGCUAUCAGCAAAUUAACCUAGGCGAGCUCCCCCGCCGUCCUGGGAGCUUGCUAACAUAAAGUCAUAGCCUCCUUCAAGUACUAGAGAACUGCCGUUGAAUUUAUCCCCCUCUACCCCAACCUGUCAUUCUAUUCUUCCAGAGAUAGGAACCCUGACCCAGCCGGUUUUGUCCUUUACUGUCGCUACCCAGGCAAAGUUUAGCACGACUCAUCAAGCUUUGGCCUCCAAUUCGUCUCCACGGCGCCGUCGAUAAGAGAGCAGGCUGAAUUAUAGCAACAUUUCCGGAUACGGGUAUUCAGAAGACGUGGCAGGAACGUCAGCCGUGACGGCUCUCGCCAUCAGAACCGUCAAGGUGGAUAUCUCCCACCUUCUCGGGGCCUCGGACUCGAAUGAGCCCCCUCCUCCAGCCAGGCCGGCGACCACGAGCCCGACUUCUCUGCCAGCAAUAACAACGGUUGAAAGCGUUCAUCCAUAUUCAACAGCACAAACCAGUGGCGCUGGAGGGAAACGCAGCAUGCCUGCACAUCCGUCAGAGACGCCAGCUAAGAAGCAAAGCAAGUGGUCGCCGGAAGAAGACGCCCUGAUUAUUGACCUGAGAGGAGGUGGCAUGAAAUGGGAAGAUAUAUCAAAGCGUUUACCAGGGCGAAGUGCUAUAAGUUGCAGGUUGCACUAUCAAAAUUACCUCGAGAGGAGAAGUGAGUGGGAUGAGGAGCGGAAAAAUAAGUUGGCGAGACUUUACGAGAGGUUUAAACCAGAAAUGUGGGCCAAGGUCGCCGAAGAGAUGGGCGUUCCAUGGCGGGCAGCGGAGGCCAUGCAUUGGCAGCUUGGAGAGGCCGACAUGGCACGCCGCGCAGGCGUUGUCCCAUUCUCACUUUCAAGCGCUCCCGUCGACACCCCCGCCCAUGGGCACGCGAGACCACUAUCAUCACGCGGCCACUCGCACUCACAAUCCCUCUCAUCCCCAACUGCAUCUACGAUGGGCAGUUCAGUACCCUCUUCCCGAUAUUAUCGUGAGGGACCCGCUACACGUUCGAUAGCUGCACGGCGGCAGAGCAUGCCGAGAGGUGGGUUGUCCACUUCCCCAUCAGAUGGGUACAUAUAUGGCGGAAUCGGAAUGGGGCAGGGCAUGGGGAUGCCAAUGACGGGACCCCCGCCCAUGCUGCCCAGCGUAGCAGAGAUGACAACAGGAAUGAGCCCAUACAGCACACCAGCAUACUCAGUAUCAGCAUCCAUGGCUGGCGGACAACCACGUUCUAGCCCGGGCUCUACUUUGCCCUCCAUAGGCUAUGCUUUACCUCCAAAUUUACCACCGAUGCCAGAAGGAAAGAGUCGCAGCCCUGACCCAGGUCAAGGGGGAACUAGAAGACGGCAGGACCGAUAGACACAGAAGAACGCAAACACAAUUCACUAAUACAGCUAAGCGCACUACAUGGGAGGAUCAGAAUAUCGCACCGCUGUGUGCGACUUGACUACGAUUGAAAAAAAUGAUGCAUGGGUUGGUUUGGCGCAAAAUGCAUAGCGUGGCCUGGGGAAAUGAAUAGAAGACGACUUGAUGACAACUUUGGAUGGACUUUGGUGGACACGGAGAUUUAACAUGGAGAUGCUUCUGAUUCCUUCGAUUCUUUUACUUCUUUUUAUCCUUCUUCUGGCAAGAUUGGACUUUUUAUUUUAUUUUUUACUUCUAUUCCUUUUUUGUCUAUUCACCACACUUGGCAAUAAUGUAUUACUAGAUUAUCGUUAUUUCAUAGAAUGACUCAAUAUAGAGCCAUGUUCCUUC
Messenger RNA from Pseudogymnoascus verrucosus, 1938 nucleotides. RefSeq lists its product as uncharacterized. The transcript has 2 exons. The coding region runs from base 676 to 1542 and encodes 288 amino acids. The record is from RefSeq and is a predicted model, not a curated record. Gene Ontology annotation, cellular component: nucleus. Lineage: Eukaryota; Fungi; Ascomycota; Leotiomycetes; Thelebolales; Thelebolaceae. Gene Ontology annotation, biological process: regulation of DNA-templated transcription. Gene Ontology annotation, molecular function: RNA polymerase II cis-regulatory region sequence-specific DNA binding; DNA-binding transcription factor activity, RNA polymerase II-specific.